UGGAUUGAGCCUUGAUUCGUUCCAAAAUUAUGGCCACAUGGUCCACUCCCCCACCAUCAUGGAGGGAAUUAUGGGAUAGAUUUGUUGCCCACUUGGAUAAAAAGUUAGAAUCUCUUCGCACAGUGAGAUGGAACACCCAGAGAGUAUCGAUGAGAUUUCCAGAGCUGCACAGUAUGUCCAUGAGGCUUGUGUCCGGUGGAACCUAUAAUGUCCGAGCCUCAGAAAUGUCCACCCAUCUGCAGGAUAGACAGCCCAAGAUGGUCACCUGUAUUGUCCAUUUCCUGGACGACAGCCAGCAAGACUUCGAAGUCGAUAAGAAAGCUAAGUCUCAGGUGUUGUUAGACAAGGUGUUUGGUCAUUUAGAGCUAGUAGAGAAGGAUUAUUUUGGGUUACAGUUUGUGGACCUCUCCCCCGCGCCGGAUGGAAUGGUCAGCCAUGCUCACCUCCCAGUUGGACCCUACGCAAUGGUAAGUGGUAAAGUACCACCAACUAAAGUGGUUAGUGGUAAAGGACCACCAACAAAAGUGAGAUUUUAUCCAUUGAAGACAAUAAAGAAGCAGUGUAGAGGUCCUCCAUAUGAGUUUUAUUUUAGAGUGAAAUUUUAUGUCUCUGAUCCUAGUAAACUAGAAGAGGAAUAUACAAGGUAUCACUUCUUCCUACAAGUGAAGAGAGACAUCUUAGAAGGUAGACUAGUCACGCCGCCCAGUACUUCUGCCCUACUGGCCAGUUUUGCCAUACAAUCUGAACUUGGGGACUAUAAUCCAGAUGAACACAAGGGGAAUUAUAUAUCCGACUACAGAUUUAUACCACACCAAACUGAAGAUUUCGAGAAACAAGUCUCUGAACUUCAUAAACAGCACAGGGGGCAGACUCCUGCUGAUGCUGAAUACCACUACCUGGACAAGGCCAAGCGGUUAGAAAUGUACGGGGUGGACCUCCAUAAUGCUAGGGUGUCCUUUGAUCACGAGAUCCCUGUUAGCUCCCCCUUCUAUGGCAUGUUUAUUGAUGAAAAAGAACAGGGACAGUGCAAUAUACUAGACCAGAAUAAUAUAGAUAUACAGCUAGGCGUCACGUCUGUGGGGCUUGUAGUCUUUCAAAACAAUGUCAAAAUUAAUACAUUCCCAUGGGCAAAGAUUGUAAAAAUAUCAUUUAAAAGGAAGCAGUUUUUCAUUCAACUUCGAAGAGAAGUGAAUGACUCGGUGGAGAAUCUGAUUGGGUUUAACAUGAUCAGCUACCGAUCCUGUAAGAAUCUCUGGAAAUCCUGCGUGGAACAUCACACCUUUUUCCGUCUGUACGUUCCCAACCCGCCCUCCAAGAAAAUCUUCUCGAUGGGCUCCAAGUUCCGUUACAGUGGUAGAACUGAAUUCCAAACUUUGGAAGAGAACAAGAGGCGGGCUAAAAUUGAACGGACUUUUUCCAGGUCACCUAGUAAAAAAUUUGCCCGGCGGACGGUCAGCGGCCACACACGGGACCAGAUUAUCCAAGAACGCAACUUCAUCGACGGUCAUCGCAACCUUCCCAAGUCUCACACGUUUGGGGGAACCCCUUCGACUAGUAGACCAAAGAGCAGUAACUGCGUCAAUCACUCCUUUAACCGCUAUGAGAGCGUCAGUAAUCAGAAACGAGCGACGCUGCCGCACGACUACAAGGUCGGCUCUCCCACACGGUCCUCCAUACAUUCGUCCAAGUCUGAUGAUGAUGGCGGCUUCAUUUCACACAAGAUCCCAGCGAACACUUAUCCUCAACCUGUCCCCAUUAAAGUCGUCGACGUCAACAUCCCCGACAAGGAUAACCAUACGGAUACCAACAGCGAACUUCCUGCGUACGAUGAGUACCUGCCUAACGGCAAUAGUCACUCUGAUGGACAUGGUCUGGUUACCAUCAGGAUGAGGCCAGACGACCAGGGAAGAUUUGGAUUCAAUGUCAAGGGAGGAGCUGACCAGGGCAUGCCCAUCAUUGUAUCCAGGGUGGCCCCAGGGACCCCAGCUGACCUGGCCAUCCCACGCCUGAACGAGGGAGACCAAGUGCUAUUUAUAAACGGACGUGAUGUGUCCCAGCAUACCCAUGAACAGGUUGUGAUGUUUAUCCGUGCUUCACGAGAAACUCAUUCAGGAGAACUAGUGCUCAUUGUUAGGCCCAAUGUUUAUGUUGGUGAGGAGGCACAAGAGGAACCAAAUUUGGAAUAUUUACCAGAGAACUACCAGAUCAUCGCACCAGGGGCGGGAACUGGAACCAACGCACUGGAGGCGUCCCUGAUGUUAUUACAGGAGAGUCUGGAUAGUGGGGCGGCACUGGCGCAGUUUGAGCAACUGUACAGGAAGAAACCUGGUAUGACAAUGAAUGCAGCUCGACUGGACGUCAACAUUGCCAAGAAUCGCUACAGGGAUAUCUCACCUUAUGACCAGACAAGGGUGAUACUGAAGGAACAGAAUGUAUCAGGAGGGGACUACAUUAACGCCAACUAUGUCAAUAUGGAAAUUCCUGGAAGUGGCAUCGUAAACCGAUAUAUCGCUGCCCAGGGGCCGCUACCUAAAACCUGUACGGAUUUCUGGCAAAUGGUGUGGGAACAGCACUCGUCUUUAGUUGUGAUGUUAACGACAAAAGUGGAGAAAGGUCGUGUGAAGUGUCACCAAUACUGGCCAGAAAUGUAUGAAACGAUGGACUAUGGGUUGUUACAAAUCACUUGUGUCAAGGAAGAAGAAACACCAUCAUUCGCAUUUAGGGAAUUUAAUUUAACACAUGUCGAGACAAAUGAAGAACGUCACAUAUCACACAUGCAGUAUAUAGCGUGGCCCGACCAUAACGUCCCGGACGACCCAGCCGAUUUCCUAGAAUUUGUCCUGCGAGUCCGUCAGCGGAGGAUGGGUAUGGUAGAGCCCACGGUAGUCCAUUGUAGUGCGGGUAUUGGAAGAACGGGAGUAUUAAUCACCAUGGAGACGGCGAUGUGUCUAAUCGAGGCAAACCAACCUGUAUACCCACUGUCAAUAGUACGCCAAAUGAGAGAUCAGCGAGCCAUGCUCAUACAGACAGCGACACAGUACAAAUUUGUAUGUGAAGCUAUUCUGAAGGUUUAUAAUGAAGAACUUGUAAAACCUUUAGAAGACUACCAGAGGUGAAAUUUGGAAAUGGAUGUUUCAUUCUAGAAACCCGAGUUAAAAAAAAACUUGAAAAAUCCACUACAACAAAGAAAAUGGAACAGUCCCUACUGCAGAGCCCAAGAGAUUUAUUGUCUGUUUAGAGAGAAAUCCAACCACCAGCCAGGGAUAAUCCAUUUUCAACUCUGUGUCGAGAACGAAAAAUCCAUUUUCAUCUUUAUAAAACCCUCGGAUAAAUAAGACCCUAAACAUAUAAGACCGACCCAAGAGCAAGUAAGGCUGGUCCUUCCAGGUGCUGUACAGAUAGGCGUCCGUUGCCCGUGGAUAAGUUAAAUCCGUGAAUUGUGAUGGUUUCCUUGUAGUGUGGAUUAUUUGUGGAACGUGGAUAUAACGCUGUUUGUGGAAAAAAAAAAUUUCCACCUGCCCUUUCAUAAGGAGAUAUGAAAAAGAUAGUGACUUUUUCCAACCUUUUUAAGGGAGAGAAUUGGAUUUAUUUUGAUUGCAUAUCUUGUGUAAAUGUUAAGUUAUUACAUUAUUUUUUUCGUCAUUGUUAAAUCCAUUGGUUUUUACCUAAAGCAUUUUAAAGUAUUUUUUUUCUUUGUUGUUGUAUGAGAGGAACAGUUAUAUUUCUGCAUUUUGAUUGGUUUGUUUAUCCUUCACAGUUUUAAAUGCUGGCAUUUCAUUGGUUAUUGUAAGUUCUCAAGCAUAUAUGGAUGCAUUUGAAAUUGUAUUUCUUAAAUUUAUGGAAUGGUUGAUUGGCUACGGUUUCAACUGUUGUACUGCUAUGGUUGUAUAAUUUCAUUGACUGAAAUUUUUUUUAAAGUUCUGACAAGAAAGUCACAUGUAAAUUCUUUCAGAUCAGUUUUUCCUUCACUAACAAUUGGCUCCAAUUUUUCCUCAGUACCCCUCUUCUAUUUUAAGGGUUAGCUCCAUAGUCCAAAAAUUAUUUUACAAUGCUAUAUGACAAUAUACAACAAUUUUAACAAAUCUAAUUUUCCCAAGACCUACCUCAGACAAAAGGAGUAGCUAUUAGUUAUAGAAUACUAGAUUUUCAAUGACAUUUACUUGUAAUUUUGGGUCAGAAAAAAAAUCACACCAAUGUGUUAAGGUUUUUUAAGAAAGUGUGAAAUUCGAUUCUAAAUUUCUGUUCUCUUUGACUGAAUUCUAUGACAAUCAUUUCCAUUUCAAUUUAAGAUGGUGAAUUUAUAAUAUAUUUAGUUGUCCUUCCAAAUUAUUUUAUAAAGUAUUUAUUCUGCUGGUUUGAAUUGUUACCAUAGUUACAAUAAAGAAACUGUUACUAUGGCAACAUUAACAGUGUUGUUUGAAAACAAAAAAAGUGUUUCCUUUCUCAUGUUUAUUUAUCAGUUUUAAAUUUUGUUUAUUUUACAUUCCAUGUGCUUUUGUGAUUUUAUUUUUUAAUUUAUUUUACUUUAUAUUGUAUUUUUAUGUUGUAAUCGUGCAGUAAAGAGAUAGCAGAAACAAACAUGUAAUAUAUACCAUAAUACAGUAUCAAAAAGAUGCAGUUAACAGAACAUAUAAAAGAAUUAUCUCCCUUUGUAUUCCUGAAUGUUUAUUUAAAGAAGGUUAAGAUUUAUUUUGUUUUAUACAUUAUUUGGUUGAAAUAUUCAAGGCAAGUCUUAAUCGGAAUAAGAAAUUUUAAGGUUAGUUAAACAAAGAGCUUCAUUAUUUUCACACAAUAAUUCAUAUUUGGAUUCAUUAAAGUUUUAAUUCACAUUUAAAGUCUGAUAUCAAGAUAUAAAAAGUUGUAAUUAAGAUUCAUUAAGGAAAUUAAUCAGAUGAAACAUUCAUAUCAGUCUUGAUCUUGUAAUUAGCCUGGAACAAAACAAUUUACAUUUUCAGAAAACUUAACAAGAAAUUCUCAAUUUUAAAUGUUAAUGCAUUUAUGCAUUGGAAAAAUGGAUCUUGAACAAUUCGAUAUACAAACAAAAUUACUUUUUCAGAGAACUUAAAAGACUCUCAAUUCUAAAUGUUAAUGCAUUUACACAUUUCAAAAAAAGAUCUUGAUAAUUUGAUACAGAAACGAAAUUGCUUUUUCAGAAAAUUUAAAAGGCAUUCUCAGUUCUGAAUUAUAAUGCAUUUAAAAUAUGGAUCUUGAACUUUUUGAUACACAAACAAAAUUGCUUUUCCAGAAAAUUUUAAAAACAUUAAAUUCAAAUAUUAAUGCAUUUAAAAAUAUGAAUCUUGAACCAUUUGAUACAUGUAUUCCAGAUGAAAAGAUGCAGCUAUUGUACUCUUAACCAUUGGAUCUGAUAUUACUCUGCUUACAAACAAAAAUGACUGCUGUGAAUGUGAAAUUUUUUUUUUUUUAAGAAAAGAAUAGAAUUCAUUCAGAGUGUCUGUAUGCAUGUUUUGUAUGUAUGUAUGUGUAUUUGAGAUGAUAGAUGGGAAAUGUGCUAACAUUAUUUCCCUCGGGUUUGCAUGAUGAAAUGCUAAUAUGUAAAUAAAUGUGUACUACCACUGUCCAGAGCCAAGUGUACUGCAUAGAAAGUUUUUUCUGGGCAAUACAUAAUAAAGAAAAUCUUUUUUCUAA
Saccostrea cuccullata (small rock oyster) is the source of this 5646-nucleotide messenger RNA. RefSeq names its product tyrosine-protein phosphatase non-receptor type 4-like. The transcript has 27 exons. The record is from RefSeq and is a predicted model, not a curated record. Gene Ontology annotation, biological process: protein dephosphorylation. NCBI's taxonomy places the organism in Eukaryota, Metazoa, Mollusca, Bivalvia, Ostreida, Ostreidae. Gene Ontology annotation, molecular function: protein tyrosine phosphatase activity; cytoskeletal protein binding. The coding region runs from base 30 to 3116 and encodes 1028 amino acids. Gene Ontology annotation, cellular component: cytoskeleton; cytoplasm; cytoplasmic side of plasma membrane.